AUGGAGGUCAAUGUGACGGCACCACUGGCCAUGAAGGGCCCUUGGAGCCUGCUCUCGGCGAUCCCACUGGUCUGCUACGUCGCCCUAGUACUGCUAGGCAUUCUGGGAAACGCGGGCGUGAUCGGCGUGGUGGGCGAGAGCAUUCUGCGCCCGCAAAAGGGGCGUCGCAUCUCUGACAUGAUCCUGGUCAACAUGGCCUUCUCCAACCUGAUGGUGUCCAUGGUGAGGAACCUGCUGCUAAUGCUGACGGAUCUCGGGUUGGAGAUGGUACCUUCUAAGACCUGGUGUCAGAUCCUAAUGGGCAUAUGGGUGUGGCUACGGUGUGCGAACGUUUGGUCGACGUUCUUUGUCAGCGUGUUCCAUUUUCAGACGCUGAGGCGCGUGGCUCCGCCCACUACUAGUCUAAGUGGGUCCCAGGGGCUCCCCAGGUCUCUGCUGAUAGGCUUUGGGGGAAUCUGGACCUUCAGUCUCAUAUAUUCACUCCCUGCCUUUGUGUACUCCACUAAAGGAGCCACGAACGCUACUGAGACCUUAAUGUUAGUGAGCAGCACAACCCGCCCGUUACUGGGCUGUCUGUGGGACUUCCCCUCCACCUCUAGUGGCCUGGUCUUUGCCACCACCUCCAUGGUGAUCCACGAGAUCGUCCCCAUCGUCCUCAUGAGUGGCACCAACCUGAGCUCACUGUUCAUACUGUACACCCACGGGAACAAGCGCCACCUCACGCAUAAGGGUCAGGGCACGCCUGCCAUGCACAGGGUUCCCGCAGAGAGGCGAGCCGCCAAGGUGAUUCUCGCCCUCAUCGUUUUGUUCAUCAGCUCCUGGGGUGCCAGUGUCGUCUCUGUAAACUACUUUAACUACAACCGUGGGCCGUCCUCCACUUACAUGCUGGUCAUUGCUCGCUUUUCCAACAGUGCCUUCAUCGCAGUGUCUCCCGUUAUACUGGCUGUAGGGCAUCGGAGACUCCGCGUUGUCAUCAGAUAUGUCCUCACAUGUAAACAUAGUUAA
Electrophorus electricus (electric eel) is the source of this 1005-nucleotide messenger RNA. RefSeq names its product olfactory receptor class A-like protein 4. Gene Ontology annotation, biological process: G protein-coupled receptor signaling pathway. The record is from RefSeq and is a predicted model, not a curated record. Lineage: Eukaryota; Metazoa; Chordata; Actinopteri; Gymnotiformes; Gymnotidae. Gene Ontology annotation, molecular function: G protein-coupled receptor activity. Gene Ontology annotation, cellular component: membrane.